Molecule: messenger RNA, 1738 nt
Organism: Solanum pennellii
Lineage: Eukaryota; Viridiplantae; Streptophyta; Magnoliopsida; Solanales; Solanaceae
Product: putative dual specificity protein phosphatase DSP8
Exons: 7
Coding region: 508-1476 (322 amino acids)
Biological process (GO): protein dephosphorylation
Molecular function (GO): phosphatidylinositol-4,5-bisphosphate 5-phosphatase activity; protein tyrosine/serine/threonine phosphatase activity
Source: RefSeq, a predicted model, not a curated record
UGUUCGUAGAGGGGGGCUCAUAGACGAGAGUUUCUCUGUUGAGAGAAAAGGAAAGGUAUAGAAAGAAGAGAGAGAAACACACAGAAAUUGUUAGAGAGAGAAAGUCACCCACUCUAUAUGCCCUUUGAACAAUUAGAUUUCACCUAACAACCAAGAACCUUUCUUUCCCUAUCAAUUUAAUUUUCUUUUUUUAUUUGGAAUUCUUGUUUCUUACAUCAUUUUUUCUUCCCUUUUGGGGGAUUGGGUUUCUUUUUUCUUGUUGUUGUUCUUGUUAUUAAAUCAAAUAUGCUUUGGAAAAGAUACAUGCUUCAAUCCAAUUCUUUUUGGGUUUUAUCUUGCCGUUGGAAUAUGUGCAAUUUUUGUCCAGUUUAGGUGUUUUGCUGCAUUUGGUUUCAGUUUUGGUUUCUGGGUUUUUCUAUUCAUACUGUAUAGGAAUAAAGAUUGGACCUGUUUAUUAAGCUUGAAUCCAAAUUAUUUUUUAGGGUUUUGUUUAGUGCAAAAUAGAAAAUGUAUAUUGAAGAACUGAAGGAGGAGGGGGAAGUAGUUAACAGGGAAGAGAAGUUUUGUGAUGAUACUUGUGAAGGUCCAUUGGCUGUUUCGGAUACGAAAAGGGCUUUGGUUGGAGCGGGGGCUCGUGCUCUUUUUUAUCCUACAUUGCUGUAUAAUGUUGUGAGAAACAAGAUUCAGACUGAGUUUCGAUGGUGGGAUAGGGUUGAUGAGUUCAUACUGUUAGGAGCUGUUCCAUUUCCUGCUGAUGUCCCUCGCUUGAAGGCUCUAGGUGUUGCUGGAGUGGUCACGUUGAAUGAAUCAUAUGAGACUUUGGUCUCAACAUCAUUAUAUCUUGAUCAUGACAUCAAUCACUUGGUGAUUCCUACCAGAGACUAUCUUUUUGCACCAUCAGAUGGAGAUAUUGACCGAGCUAUAGAAUUCAUCCACAUUCAUACUUUUAAUGCAUGUGACGUUGAAGGUAAUGCAUCUUGUGGGAAGACAACGUACGUACACUGUAAGGCCGGCCGUGGACGUAGUACAACCAUUGUCCUUUGCUACCUGGUCAAACACAAGGACAUGACACCUGAGACUGCUUAUGAUUAUGUCAGAUCCAUCAGACCAAGGGUGUUGUUGGCCCCCUCUCAGUGGCAGGCUGUUCAAGCAUACUACACAAGAGUAAAAAAUACUGAUAAUGAUGUUUGUAGAGAUGAUAAUUCAUCGAAAAUGCUUGACUUUCCAGCUCAAAAAGAAGUUGCUGUCUUUGAUGAUGGCUCGGUUGUUCUAGUCUCUGAAUGUGACCUUGAUGGAUACGAUGAAAGUGUUGAGUCAGAUCUAACACGUAACGAAGUGUUAGUGGAUUUAAACCUUGCAUGUAGAGGAGUUCAAGUUGCUCGCCAAGCAGCAAUUUCUCGGCUUUCAUACCUCUGGCUUCGCUAUCAUUCAACGAAGAAGCUGGGAAGUAUUGGCGUUGACAUCCAUGUUUAUUGAGAUGUCAUAUAUAUCCUAGGCUGUUGUCUGUUGUCCUUUUUUAUGGUGGUAAUAUUAGAUGUAUCCUCCCACCCCUUUUUCGUGUCCUCUGAGGAACUACAUCAAAAUUGUUGGAAAAAUGUAACUUUGAAGUUGUGAGAAGAGAAAGAUUCAACAAGUGUGCGUAGUUUAAUAAUAUGAAAGUGUUGCGAAAGAGCAUAACUGUAAUCAGUUGAGUUGUCUUUGUAAGGAAAUUCGUAUUACUGAAUUUUGAUGUGUCUAA